AUGACGCUUAACAUCUUCCGCCUUGCUGCGGACUUCUCGCACUUGGCCAGCAUCUUCAUUCUGCUGCACAAGAUGGUCCAGUUAAAUAGCUGCUCUGGCAUCUCCUUCAAGUCGCAAGCUCUCUACCUCAUGGUAUACGUGACGAGAUACCUCGAUCUCUUCGCCACAAACAGCAUCUACAACUUCGUCUUCAAAAUCCUCUUCAUCGGCUCCCAGGGCUACAUCAUCUACCUCAUGACCAACGCCUACAAGCCCACCAACGAUCCUAACGUCGACACCUUCCGCGUCCAGUACCUCCUCGGCGGUGCCGCCGUCCUCGCCGUCCUCUUCCCCGUCCGCUACACGGUCAUGGAGAUCCUCUGGGCCUUCUCCAUCUGGCUCGAGUCCGUCGCCAUCCUGCCCCAGCUCUUCAUGCUGCAGCGCACCGGCGAGGCCGAGACCAUCACCACCCACUAUCUCUUCGCCCUUGGCAGCUACCGCGCCCUCUACAUCCCCAACUGGAUCUACCGCUACUUUGCCGAACCUAACCACAAGCCUGACUGGAUCGCCAUCAUCGCCGGCCUCGUCCAAACCGUUCUCUACAGCGACUUUUUCUACGUCUACUACACCAAGGUUCUCAAGGGCAAGAAGUUCAAGCUGCCCGUCUAA
This is a messenger RNA of Cordyceps fumosorosea ARSEF 2679, 648 nucleotides long. Its product is annotated as ER lumen protein retaining receptor. Lineage: Eukaryota; Fungi; Ascomycota; Sordariomycetes; Hypocreales; Cordycipitaceae. The transcript is spliced from 4 exons. Gene Ontology annotation, biological process: protein retention in ER lumen; endoplasmic reticulum to Golgi vesicle-mediated transport. The record is from RefSeq and is a predicted model, not a curated record. The coding region runs from base 1 to 648 and encodes 215 amino acids. Gene Ontology annotation, cellular component: cis-Golgi network; membrane; endoplasmic reticulum. Gene Ontology annotation, molecular function: ER lumen protein retrieval receptor activity.